AUGGCAGACAACGGUGCUCCAGGCAGUGCUCAGCUCCCACCACCACCGCAGACUUCUGCUGGUGCGCCAGGCUAUGAGAAUGGCCACAACAGCCAGGGCAAUCCUUCGCAUAUGCCACCGCCACCACUUCCACCAGUCAUUAUUCCGCAAAACACAAAUCCAAUCCCAACUGCUAUUACAUCUCCUAUGGGCGAGAAUGGUGGGGUAAUGUCGCCAGACAGCGCUGGUGGAUUUGUUCGCCGAGCUGCACCGGAACCAAACAAGCGCGCAUUAUAUGUUGGAGGUCUUGACCCAAGAGUCACUGAAGAAAUACUCCGUCAAAUUUUUGAGACAACUGGCCAUGUUCAAAAUGUCAAAAUCAUUCCUGACAAGAAUGUAGGUGCUUCAAAGGGAUUCAACUAUGGUUUCGUCGAAUAUGAUGAUCCCGGAGCAGCUGAGAGAGCCAUGCAAACUUUGAAUGGAAGACGUGUCCACCAGGCUGAAAUUCGAGUGAACUGGGCUUACCAAUCGAACACAUCAAACAAGGAAGAUACAUCAAACCACUUCCACAUCUUUGUUGGAGACCUCUCAAACGAAGUGAAUGACGAGGUUCUAUUACAGGCUUUCUCUGCCUUUGGAUCUGUGUCCGAGGCACGUGUUAUGUGGGAUAUGAAGACAGGAAGAUCCAGGGGCUACGGCUUUGCUGCUUUCCGUGAGCGUCAGGAUGCUGAGAAGGCACUAAGCUCUAUGGACGGUGAAUGGCUGGGCUCCCGAGCUAUUCGUUGCAACUGGGCCAACCAGAAGGGCCAGCCAUCUAUCUCGCAGCAACAAGCCAUGUCUGCCAUGGGCAUGACUCCUACCACGCCUUUUGGUCAUCAUCACUUCCCAACCCAUGGUGUUCAGAGCUAUGAUAUGAUUGUUCAACAAACUCCCCAAUGGCAAACCACUUGCUAUGUCGGAAACUUGACACCAUACACAACACAACAGGAUCUUGUCCCAUUGUUCCAGAAUUUUGGAUAUGUUGUCGAGACUCGUUUCCAAGCCGAUCGAGGCUUUGCUUUUGUAAAGAUGGACUCUCAUGAGAAUGCCGCACUCGCCAUUUGUCAAUUGAGUGGAUACAAUGUCAAUGGUCGUCCUCUCAAGUGUAGUUGGGGUAAGGAUAAAGCACCCACCUCAGCAGGCUUCGAUGGCUCUCAGCAAAGCUACAGCCCUCAAGCUGGACCAACUCCUGGUGGAUUCCCAGGUACACCCAACGCUUAUUUCCCACAAUACGGUGGAAUGCCUCCGCAAGCUGGACCUCAAUCAGCUGGACCCAUGGCUAAUCAGCAGUCCCCAGGCCAAUUCGCUGGUCAACAAGGAGGAUACGGUGGCCCUCCAGCUCAAUCUCCAGCACAAUACAGCAACCAACCCAUGGGAUAUGGUGGCCCUGCCAGUGCUGGAGGAUAUGGUCGUGGUGCUCAACCAACACCAACCGCGCAGUGGAGUGCUCCCGCUACGCAAAGUUACGGAAACGGCUUUGGUGGUUACCAAGGCUAA
Messenger RNA from Botrytis sinoallii, 1515 nucleotides. RefSeq lists its product as uncharacterized. The coding region runs from base 1 to 1515 and encodes 504 amino acids. Gene Ontology annotation, molecular function: RNA binding. The record is from RefSeq and is a predicted model, not a curated record. NCBI's taxonomy places the organism in Eukaryota, Fungi, Ascomycota, Leotiomycetes, Helotiales, Sclerotiniaceae. The transcript has 4 exons.